GCGGGGCCAGGCCUGUACCGGGCCAGCCAAGAUGGCGGCCAUGGAGACCGAGUCGGCGCCGCUGACCCUAGAAUCGCUGCCCACCGAUCCCCUGCUUCUCAUCUUAUCCUUCUUGGACUACCGGGACCUAAUCAAUUGUUGCUAUGUCAGUCGAAGACUUAGCCAGCUAUCAAGUCACGAUCCACUGUGGAGAAGACAUUGCAAAAAAUACUGGCUGAUAUCUGAGGAAGAGAAAACACAGAAGAACCAAUGUUGGAAAUCCCUCUUCAUUGACACUUACUCUGAUGUAGGAAGAUAUAUUGACCAUUAUGCUGCUAUUAAAAAGGCCUGGGAUGAUCUCAAGAAAUAUUUGGAACCCAGAUGUCCUCGGAUGGUUUUAUCUCUGAAAGAAGGUGCUCGAGAGGAAGAUCUAGAUGCUGUGGAAGCACAGAUCGGCUGCAAGCUUCCCGAUGAUUAUCGGUGUUCAUAUCGUAUCCACAAUGGGCAGAAAUUAGUGGUUCCUGGGUUGUUGGGAAGCAUGGCGCUGUCCAAUCACUAUCGUUCCGAGGACUUGUUAGACGUCGACACGGCUGCUGGAGGGUUCCAGCAGAGGCAGGGACUGAAGUACUGUCUCCCUUUGACUUUUUGCAUACACACUGGUUUGAGUCAGUACAUAGCAGUGGAAGCUGCGGAGGGCAGAAACAAAAAUGAAGUCUUCUACCAAUGUCCGGACCAAAUGGCUCGGAAUCCAGCAGCUAUUGACAUGUUUAUCAUAGGUGCUACUUUUACUGACUGGUUUACUUCUUAUGUCAACAAUGUUGUAUCUGGCGGUUUCCCUAUCAUCAGAGACCAAAUUUUCAGAUAUGUUCAUGAUCCAGAUUGUGUAGCAACAACUGGGGAUAUUACAGUUUCAGUUUCCACAUCGUUUCUGCCAGAGCUUAGCUCUGUACAUCCGCCCCACUAUUUCUUCACAUACCGAAUCAGGAUUGAAAUGUCAAAAGAUGCACUUCCCGAGAAGGCUUGUCAAUUAGACAGUCGCUACUGGAGAAUAACAAAUGCUAAAGGUGAUGUGGAAGAAGUGCAAGGACCUGGAGUAGUUGGUGAAUUUCCCAUCAUCAGCCCAGGCCGGGUAUAUGAAUACACAAGUUGUACCACUUUCUCUACAACAUCAGGAUACAUGGAAGGAUAUUACACCUUCCAUUUUCUUUACUUUAAAGACAAGAUCUUUAAUGUCGCCAUUCCCCGAUUCCAUAUGGCAUGUCCGACAUUCAGGGUGUCUAUAGCUCGAUUGGAAAUGGGUCCAGAUGAAUAUGAAGAGAUGGAAGAGGAAGAAGAGGAGGAGGAGGACGACGACGACGAUGACGAUUCAGCAGAUAUGGACGAGUCCGAUGAGGAUGACGAGGAGGAGCGGCGGCGGCGAGUCUUUGAUGUUCCCAUCCGGAGACGCCGCUGCUCUCGCCUUUUUUAGCAGCCCUGGAAUGAAUCCAGUCCAGUAGAUUGCUCAGUAAUGUAAAUAACGAAACUGUUCUCAGCUUACAGCAGGAAAGCUAGCAUGAAAUGGUGUGCCAGGCCCUGGGUUCCAUGCGACGCUACCUUAGGAAUUAGAUUGUUUGGGUUUGUUUUGUGUGUCGAGAAGGAAAUAGGGAUCUUUUUUUUUUUUUUUUUUUUCCUCCUCUUCUAGAAGGCAAUGGGAGACGAGGUCUCUAGCUAAGGAACAGACAUUUGGUUGUUUUGACAUAUUUUAUACUUAUAAAAAUGUGGAAAUGGGAGGGAGUUGCUUGAAUAAGGAUUGAAAAUGAAGCAGAAAUACCUACAUAAGGAUAGACACUGGCUGAAUAAUUCUGUGAAAAGACGUACAGCAUAAGUUAGUUAGAAAUGAACAGAAUUUGUAAUUAGGCUAAUCCAUGUAGUGGUUCCUAUAUAUUUUGUACUCACAGGGAACUCACUGACGAAAUAGCUCGAAUGCUAGUUGUUCAUAUCCUUUCUUAGACAAUCUAUCCUUGAAUUUUAGAGUUUUCAUCCCAACAGCCUUGAAUUUAAAGUCUGUCAGUAUGACUUUGGCUUUGAAUUUAGUCUCCACUUCUACCAACCUUGAUUUUGAUUUAAAAUCUUUAACGUGACCUUUAAUUUAAAGUCUUCAACACGAUGCCCUUUAUCAUAUUGUUCAUAGAUGCCUCAUUUUUGAAAUGUGUGUAAAAGUAUGUAUUGUGUUGUUUAUUAACAAAAGGCCCUUCAUGAUGUCUCCUGUAGUCUAAAUUUGUAAAUACUGCUUCCGUUUUGUUUCUCUUUAUAUACUUGACUGUCUAACUUUGUGAUAAGUGACAUGAAUUUUAUGUUAAGAUUAAGUACGUUUUCCUGGAACAUGGAUUUUUUUUUUUUUUUGUAAUUAUAUAAUUGAGAGUUUGGAAUGAAAUCCUUCAGGUAUCAAAAAGUCACAUUUUGAAAACAGAUUUUUGGUUCUGAUCCUA
Molecule: messenger RNA, 2447 nt
Organism: Phacochoerus africanus (Common warthog)
Lineage: Eukaryota; Metazoa; Chordata; Mammalia; Artiodactyla; Suidae
Gene: FBXO3
Product: F-box protein 3
Exons: 11
Coding region: 32-1447 (471 amino acids)
Molecular function (GO): protein binding
Source: RefSeq, a predicted model, not a curated record